Molecule: messenger RNA, 1548 nt
Organism: Funneliformis caledonium
Lineage: Eukaryota; Fungi; Glomeromycota; Glomeromycetes; Glomerales; Glomeraceae
Source: the annotation of a GenBank genome assembly
AUGAUUUUCAAAUCUCGUUUUCCCGAUAUUGAAAUUCCGAAAAUUGGAGUUUAUCAAUACAUUACGAGUAAUCCUAGUGGAAUUGAUGAUGAAAAACUCAUCUUUGUUGAUGCUAUAACGAACAAAAAAUUACCUUUCGGUGAAUUUAAAAGGGAUACAAAGAGAUUUGCGGCUGGUUUAAUUCAUAAAGUCGGAUUUAAACGUGGAGACGUUUUGGCCAUUUUCUCUCUUAAUCACCUUGAUUAUUCGACAGUAGUCUUUGGUGCAAUUGCAGCUGGAGGAAAAGUCACUCCAAUUAAUCCAUCAUAUAAGGUUAAUGAAUUCACUCAUCAGUUAAAAGAUUCUGACGCAUCCGUUAUUAUCGUUAAUCCUUUAUUGCUCUCAAUCGCGAUUGAAGGCGCAGCCGCAGCAAAUUUUCCCAAAACCAAAAUAUUUUUGUUCGGUGAAGAAGAAAUUAACGGAAUUCAACCUUUCUGGUCUUUCAUUUCUGAUCAAGAAAUUAUUCCUGUUGAAUUUACACCAGAAGAAGCGAAGUCAACUACUGCUUACUUAUGUUAUAGUUCUGGUACUACGGGAAAGAAUAAAGGAGUUGAAACUACACAUACCAAUAUUGUAUCAAAUUUAGCUCAAUUAUCCGCUUUCGAAAAAGGAUUCACUAAUCAAACCUCUCUCAUCGGAUUUCUUCCUUUCUUCCAUAUGUACGGGUUGAUCUUUCUUAUACACCUUGUUAUUCUUAAGGGAGCUUCGUGUGUUAUUCUUCCUAAAUUCGAAUUAGAGCUAUUUUGUCGUGUAAUUCAAGAUUAUAAAGUAAAUUUAGCUACGGUUGUUCCACCUGUCGUUUUGCUCUUGGUUAAAAAUCCCAUUGCAAAGAAAUAUGAUUUAUCAAGUUUACAAUUGGCUAUAUCCGCUGCCGCUCCUUUAAGUAAAGAAUUAAGUAAUGAUUUUACUAAAAUUCAUAAAAUUCCAAUCAAACAAGCUUACGGCUUAACCGAAACGUCUCCAAUUACCCAUCUCGCAAUGACUGAUAACAUUGUCGAUGGCUCGAUUGGAAUUCUCCUUCCAAAUGUGGAAUGUAAAAUAGUUUCAGUGGAUGGUCAAGAGCUCGGAUAUAAUGAACCUGGCGAAUUUUACGUUCGUGGACCAAAUGGUUAUCUUAAUAAUAAAGUAGCUACGGACAUGUGUAUUGAUAAAGAUGGUUGGUUUCAUACUGGAGAUAUAGGAUUCGCUGACCCUCAAGUAGCACCAGCCGAACUUGAAUCGGUUCUAAUCAUUCAUCCGUUAAUUGAUGAUGCUGCAGUAGUUGGUGUAUAUUCCAACGACGGUGUAACAGAAUAUCCGGCUGCAUUUGUAGUAUUAAAAACAAAUAUCAUUCAAUCCGAUCAGAUAAAAGAAGAGAUUAAAGAAUUUGUUUCUCAAAGAGUCGCAGAUCAUAAAAGAUUACGUGGUGGUGUUUACUUUAUUGAUCAAAUUCCUAAAAGUCCCUCUGGUAAAAUUUUGAGAAGGUUGUUAAGAGAUAGAGUUAAACAUAUGUAUAUUUCAAAAUUAUAA